AUGCGUUGUCAACUCCUCCUCGCAGCCGUUAUUGGCUCAACUCUUGCUCUCCCCAUUACAGAUUCGAACGCCGCGAGUAUUGCCGAUCGUGCAGAGUCUGUUGGAGACACAGCACUUGGGAAUUAUUACGAGAAGAUCGCCGUCUCAGCCGCUGAGAAACGCGAAAAGUCUCAUGAGAAAACCGGCAAUGAACGCGCUCGAUUGACAAGCUUGCCAGCCGGAAAGAGAGAGGAGCUAGCUGAGGAUGCAGCACUUGGAGGCUACACUGGGCGACUUGCUGUCUCGGCCACUGGGAAACGCGCCCAGUCUCAUGAGAGCGCUGGCAACGAACGUAUUCGAAUGACAAGCUCGCCAACUGGAAAGAGGUGGGAGUCUGUCGGAGAUGUAGCAAUUGGGGACUACUACGAGCGAAAUGCAGUCUCAGCUGCUGAAAAACGCGCUGACUCUCAUGAAAGCACUGGCAGUGAGCGUGGUCGAUACACGAGCUCGCCGACCGGAAAGAGGGAGGAGUCAGUCGGUGAUGUUGUACUCGGAAACCACUUCGAGAACCAGCGACUCUCUGACUUCAAUGAGAAGAGGGACGAGUCAGGUGGAGAUGUAGCACUUGGAGACUACUAUGAAAGUCAGAGACUGUCUGACUCCAAGUAG
Messenger RNA from Cadophora gregata, 648 nucleotides. RefSeq lists its product as uncharacterized. Bases 1 to 648 code for a protein of 215 amino acids. Lineage: Eukaryota; Fungi; Ascomycota; Leotiomycetes; Helotiales; Ploettnerulaceae. The transcript is spliced from 2 exons. The record is from RefSeq and is a predicted model, not a curated record.